Oryza sativa Japonica Group (Japanese rice) is the source of this 1163-nucleotide messenger RNA. The record is from RefSeq and is a predicted model, not a curated record. NCBI's taxonomy places the organism in Eukaryota, Viridiplantae, Streptophyta, Magnoliopsida, Poales, Poaceae.
UCUCUCUCUCUCUCUCUCCCUCUCACGACUUGCGGCGGCGGCGGAGGACCCGACGGCCCUAGCUCGGGCGAGGCGGCGGCGGUGGUUUGGCGAUGCGCGGCGGCGGCGGUGGCGCUGGGCGGCGGCUCUGGUUCGGCGACACGUGGCGCCGGGCUGCGGCUCAGCGGUGCGUGGCGGCGGCGGCGGUGCGGUGGCGAAGCGGCGAGGUGGUGCGGCGGCGCGUGGCAGCGGCGACGCUGGGCGGUGGCUCAGCGAUGCGUGGCGGCGGCGAGGUGGUGCGGCGGCGGUACCCCCAUCCUCCUCCCCCUUCUUUCUCCCCUCCUCCCCCUUCCCGAUCCGGUUUUUCUUGCAGCGAGGUGGUUCCAACGGCGAGCGGCAGUUCGGCGGCCUGCAUCCUCGACCGCGAGGAGGAGGUGAGCGGCGGCGCCGCGGCCUCAAUCCCCGUCCGCCUGGCGCCGGAUCCGUCGUCCUCAACUGCCGGGCGUCGUCUCCUCCGUCCGCCGGCUGCGUCCCCAACUGCCGGGUGCAGAUCCGCCCGUACGCCGCUUCCCGGGUGCAGAAGGCGAAGAGGGCGGCGUCGAGCAGCAAUGGGGACGAGGUCGCCUCCAGACCGAGCUCAAGAAGGUCCAGCAUGCCAAGGAGUUCAAGCCCAUCGUGAUUAUUCCUCUUGUGAAGGCAUUGAUCGAGAAAGACAAGGAAGGAGAGAAGAAGAAGGGCACCUUCGUUUUUUUUUUGUUGCUCGUCAGGUGUUUGAUGAAUUGCUUGCUUGCCAUGGCUGUUUUAUGUGUGAUAUGUUCAUAAAGACUUUUAUCUGUGAUGAAAUGUUCUAGAUUUUUGUGUGUGAUGAAUGCGAUGGCAACUACCCAGAAAUACUUUUUUUUUGUUUUUUUUCAUCGGAAUCUACAUCAGUGACGGGUGUUGAGCUGUGGUUGUGGCUCUUUUUUGCUUUUUUUUUUGGGGUGAUUUUUCUCAUAUGUGACGGGUCACAUGAUACAACUCGUCAGAGGGGAAUGACACCUCUGACGGACCUCCACCCGUCAAAGAUGACUUGAGUCAUCAGUGACCACUGAUCUGUGACGAGGGGGUGUAUCCGUCACAGAUGAGAGUUUGAGCCCGUCACUGCUAACUUGUUCUGCUGUAGUGAACCAAGCAAAUUGCGUUUA